AACAAAGAAUCCUUGUAGAAAGAAGCCCUGCCUAUGUGAAAAAUUGCUGGAGCCUGCCUUUCCGUUUCGGAAUACCGUGCAGUACAGAUCGUCAGCGAAUUAUAAGGAUUUUUGUAGAAGAGCAGUUAGUAGACGAAGAAAACACGUGGCCUUUCUCAACUUCCAUUUAUCGAUAUACAUAUCACAUUUGAAAAUAAUGGUAUACCAUUCCUGUUGUGUGCCAGGCUGUUACGAUCAGACGUCUACGCGUCAUCGAUUUCCAAAUCCCACUAAGGCCGAAAUUCGAUUUAAAGAGUGGGUACGUUUAGUGGGAAACGAGAAGUUAUUGCAGAUAGAUCCUGGAAAAAUAUUUCGGAACUAUCGGGUUUGUCACGAACAUUUCCGUCCAGAGGACAAAUCUACGAAUAAUUUUUUAAAGAAGACAACAUUACCAUCUCGAAAUUUACCACAUAUUAAAAAAGCACAGGCAAGUACAUCGUGUACUGCGGAAACAGACUUGCAGCAGGAAGAAGUGAUACCUUCGACAUCGAAAACGUUCCAUCCCGAUGAAAUCGUAUUUCAACAAUCAAGUACUGAUUGUAAGUAUUAUAUUCAUAAUGUAUUUCAUUUUUUGGAAAAUGUAGAUUUAUUUUGAUAUUCAUUUUUUUUUAGUA
Messenger RNA from Ceratina calcarata, 653 nucleotides. RefSeq lists its product as uncharacterized. The coding region runs from base 197 to 634 and encodes 145 amino acids. The transcript has 3 exons. Lineage: Eukaryota; Metazoa; Arthropoda; Insecta; Hymenoptera; Apidae. The record is from RefSeq and is a predicted model, not a curated record.